UAUAAUUUGUAGAAAUAAAUUUAAGAAAAUGAGUGACAAUGUUAAAAAAAAUAAAAAAUAAAAAUUUUAGGUGUUUUAUUUAAAAAUCCUUAAAAGAAAAUUUGAUCCUUCACUCACUCUCCCCUGACCGGCGUCGCCACCGCCACCGCCACCGCCACGGCGAGUCCCAACCUUGUUUCUCGUGGUUCCUCCUCCAAUCACUUCUCCGCUGAAUUAUUAGUAUCAUCCUGCAAUGGAAGUUUGCUAGAAGGAAUUAAGCAAACUCACAUCGAAAUCAGUACUCUUGUCGAAAAAGAUAGUCUAUUUGUUUCUGGAGGGUUUCAAGGAGAACUUAUUUGCAAGAUUGUUGGAGAGCUCAUUUUCCAAAUAUGCUACUCAAAACCCGAACUAUUUGCUCAUACUUACCAAAACUCACACAGCUCUUAACAUCCCAUACAAACCCUGGAUUCAACCUUCAAGCAAAAGCUAUUUCGAGUCUGAAAGUGGUAUGGCGUAAGGAUGUUAAACUAGACCAUGCCAUAGAGAAGGACAAACACUUCAAGCUCUGUUCCCGGGUUGUGAGGGAGGUCCUUAACGAACCGGGUCAAGUAAUUCCACUUCGGUACCUCGAGAAACGCCGCGAAAGAUUACGCCUUAACAUCAAAGCUAGAACCUUCCUCACCAAUUACCCUGGUUUAUUUGAUGUUUAUUAUGAUAGGAUCAAACCCAAGACCGCACCAGUUCAGUUUCUCCGUGUUAGUAAUAAGCUUAAACUAUUUCUCGAAGAAGAGGAAAGGAUUGUCACAAAAAAUGAGCCUUUGAUUGUGUCUAAAUUGUGCAAAUUGUUGAUGAUGUCCAAAGAUAGGGUUCUCAGUGCAGAUAAAUUGGUUCAUGUGAAGAGAGAAUUUGGUUUCCCGAAUGAUUUUUUGGUCAAUUUGGUGCCCAAAUAUUCACAGUAUUUUAGGUUAGUAGGGUCUCCAGGUGAAGGGAAAUCGUUUCUGGAAUUGGUUUCAUGGAACCCCGAGUUUGCAAAAUCGGUAAUUGAGCAGAGAUCAGAGGAGGAAUCAAGGGUGACCGGAAUCAGGCCUCGGCCUAAUUUCUAUUACAAGCUUCCAUCGGGGUUUUUCUUGAGAAAGGAAAUGAGGGAAUGGGUUAGGGACUGGAUGGAGCUAGAUUAUGUAUCGCCUUACGAUGAUAUCUCACAUUUGGGUCAAGCAUCACAGGAAAUGGAGAAGAGGACGGUUGGGGUUUUCCACGAGCUGUUGUCAUUGUCCAUACACAAGAGAAUUCCAGUACCAAUACUUGGGAAGUUUGGCGAUGAGUACCGAUUUUCAAAUGCUUUCUCGAGCGUGUUCACAAGGCACUCUGGGAUUUUCUAUAUGUCUUUGAAAGGUGGGAUAAAGACGGCAGUGCUGAGGGAGGCUUACAAGGGUGAUGAAUUGAUCGACCGAGAUCCAUUGCUUGAGAUAAAGGAUAAAUUUGUGGAGCUAUUGGAAGAAGGGCGGCAAGAGAGAGCAGAACAGUUGAGAUUGCAAAGAGAGGAGAUUGAGAAGGAUAUGGAAGUGACGGCUAUAAGGAUUGAAGAGUAGAAGAAGAAAGCUGACUUUUUGAAACCGAAACAGAUCAUUUGAAACCAACUGUUCUACCUUUAGCUGAAUCGAGCACCCGGCGCCUGACAUUUUGAGAUGUCCUUUAGGAGCUGAAGCCAUUAAGGUUGAACUCGAGAAGCUUUCCUUUGGAAACUCUUUGGUAAGUUUCGAUAUUUCUCAGGAUUUGAAUGGAUAAUCCUUACCUGUUACAGCUCUGACCUGGAUUGUAUGAUAUCCAUUUCUUCUAUUUGGUUUUGAUUGAAUGGUUAUAGAGAUUUACGGGGAUGAGACAAUAGUGGGGUUAGACUUAGAAUGUGGGAAAUGGUUGAAUCAUUGAAAUAUUAUCUUUCCUUUUUUAAAGGAAAAUUUUCAUUAAUCUCAUGCAUUUGUCCAUGAA
Molecule: messenger RNA, 1965 nt
Organism: Cannabis sativa
Lineage: Eukaryota; Viridiplantae; Streptophyta; Magnoliopsida; Rosales; Cannabaceae
Product: protein WHAT'S THIS FACTOR 1 homolog, chloroplastic
Exons: 4
Coding region: 369-1568 (399 amino acids)
Molecular function (GO): RNA binding
Source: RefSeq, a predicted model, not a curated record